Messenger RNA from Chanos chanos (milkfish), 2403 nucleotides. RefSeq names its product GTPase IMAP family member 8-like. Bases 1 to 2403 code for a protein of 800 amino acids. Lineage: Eukaryota; Metazoa; Chordata; Actinopteri; Gonorynchiformes; Chanidae. The transcript has 6 exons. Gene Ontology annotation, molecular function: GTP binding. The record is from RefSeq and is a predicted model, not a curated record.
AUGCAGGACCUGGUUAGGAUGCGCCACGCCUGUAACGGCAACUCUGUAGGGGACUCUAUAGGACCACAUGCUCUCCUGCUCAUCAUUGAGUCAGACAUGCCAUUCACAGAGAAACACAGGAAAUCAAUGGAGGACCAUCUAGAAAUCCUAGGUGGUGGGGUCUGGGCAUACAGCAUAGUGUUGUUCACCAAAGAAAGCUGUUUAAGAUACAGAAACAUCGAAGAACACAUAGAAAAUGAAGGGGAAGCACUUCAGUGGCUCAUACAGAAAUGUGAGGGCAGGUAUCAUGUCUUUGAAAAUGAGAAUCAGAACAAUGACACCCAGGUCACAGAACUACUGGAGAAGAUACAGGGAGUGAUUGACAAAAAUGGUGGAGGAUGUUUUCAGAUUGAUCAGGAAAUUCUGAAACCUGCUGUAGGAAAGAGGGAAAUUGCUGUGGAAAAAUCAAUCGUAAGACAAAUAAAGGAAAAGGAACAAAGGGAACUGAAUCAAAAAGAGUUGAGCAUUGCACUGCUGGGCUGGGUUAUCGCUGGGAAAAGUUCAGCUGCAAAUAUCAUCCUGAAUACUGAUGAGUUUGUGACAGGAAGAAGAACCAUGAAAUGUCACAGAGCAUCUGGUGAAGUCUCUGGAAGGAAGGUCACCGUGUUGGACACACCCAGCUGGUGGAAGUUCCUUCCAAGCUACUGCACUCCAGAGUGGGUCAAGUCUGAAAUUUUACAGGGGGUGACCAACAGUCCUGAACCCCCUAAUGCAAUUCUUCUGGUGAUUCCUGGAGACACACCAUUCAAGGAAGAACAAAGGAGGAUCAUUCAGGGGAACAUGGAGAUGUUUGGAGAAAGUGUCUGGAGACACACUCUGGUGCUCUUCACAUGGAGUGAUAUGCUUGGAGAUAUGCCCAUAGAACAGCACAUUGAGAGUGAAGGCAAAGCCCUGCAGUGGGUGGUGAAUAAAUGUGGAAACAGAUAUCACACAUUUGACAACAUGAAUAAGAGAAAUCGCAGUCAAGUCACAGAGCUGCUGGAGAAGAUUGAGGAGAUGGUGGAGAGAAAUGGUUCAUUUCAUUUCAGCACAGAGAUAGAUGCUGAAGUGUAUGAUACUGACAAAGACAGUGACAAGGAGAUCAACAGCCAGACAGAAAUAUGUGGAGAUGAAACCAAUCUAAAGGACUUGGUCAGACUACUGGAUGAGGAAUGGAACAGGAGGGAUGAUGAAUUUCUGAAGAAACUGGCAAAGAUAUGGAGAGAAAAUAAUCUCAUUGGAAGCUUGAUCAGGAAAGGGAAUUGGAGCAUGGACAAAGAAAUCUAUUAUUUGAGGGUUGUGCUGUUUGGAGGGAGGUUAUCUGGUAAAAGUUCUGUGAUCAACGCUGUGUGUGGAGAAAACAUCAUCAACACUUACAGCAGAACUGGCCAAUGCCGUGAAUAUCAAAGGACAGUCAAUGGAACAGAGAUGACUCUGGUGGAUACUCCAGGCUGGUGGAAACAUUUCCCUUUAAAGGACACUGCUGAAUGUCUGAGACAGGAACUUGUCCACAGUGUCACUCUGUGUCCUCCAGGACCACAUGCUCUCCUGCUUGUCAUUGAGUUGGACAUUCCAUUCACAGAGAAACACAGGAAAUCAAUGGAGGACCAUCUAGAGCUCCUGGGUGGUGGGGUCUGGGCAUAUACCAUGAUAUUGUUCACCAAAGAAAGCUAUUUAAAAUCCAGAAACAUCGAAGAACACAUAGAAAAUGAAGGGGAAGCACUUCAGUGGCUCAUACAGAAAUGUGAGGGCAGGUAUCAUGUCUUUGAAAACAAGAGCCAGAACAAUGACACCCAGGUCACAGAACUACUGGAGAAGAUACAGGGAUUGAGAGUUACACUGCUGGGCUGGGUUGCUGGUGGAAAGAGUUCAGCUGCUAAUAUCAUCCUGAAUACUGAUGAGUUUGUGACGGGCAGAAGAACCAUGAAAUGUCACAGAGCAUCUGGUGAAGUCUCUGGAAGGAAGGUCACCGUGUUGGACACACCCAGCUGGUGGAAGUUCCUUCCAAGCUACUGCACUCCAGAGUGGGUCAAGUCCGAAAUUUUACAGUGGGUGACCAAGAGUCCUGAACCCCCUAAUGCAAUUCUUCUGGUGAUUCCUGGAGACACAUCAUUCAAGGAAGAACAAAGGAGGAUCAUUCAGGAGAACAUGGAGAUGUUUGGAGAAAGUGUCUGGAAACACACUAUUGUGCUCUUCACAUGGAGUGAUAUGCUUGGAGAUAUGCCCAUAGAACAGCACAUUGAGAGUGAAGGCAAAGCCCUGCAGUGGGUGGUGAAUAAAUGUGGAAACAGAUAUCAUGUAUUUGACAACAUGAAUAAGAGUGAUCGCAGUCAAGUCACAGAUCUGCUGGAGAAGAUUGAGGAGAUGGCCUGUAAUAAACUCUAA